Messenger RNA from Malus domestica (apple), 1770 nucleotides. RefSeq names its product myb-related protein 330-like. The record is from RefSeq and is a predicted model, not a curated record. NCBI's taxonomy places the organism in Eukaryota, Viridiplantae, Streptophyta, Magnoliopsida, Rosales, Rosaceae.
GCAUUUUUUAAGCCCUUUGCCAGAAACCCUAACAGGGGCCACCAUAUAUAUUACCAUGUACUGCUCCCAAACAUUAAAUCCACCACCACCACUGUACUUACACGCUCAUGUCAUGCAUCCAUUUUUCUCUUAUCUGUUCAUAUUUUCUGAGUGAUCAGACACUAGCCGUGGCUACCAGCUUGUACAUUUUCAGUUCACUGUUUCUUUUUGUUUCCUUUUUCUCUGCUGCUUAAUCAUACAAGUCGAGCUAAAGAGCUAGCUCCCUUUGUCUCUAUUGAUAUCUCUUUUUCCGUUUUAUCUUCUUCUGCCUUGGCUGCAAUACUACUUUGAGAGAGAGAGAGAGAGAGAGAGAAAGAGAGAUGGGACAUCACUCAUGCUGCAACAAACAGAAAGUGAAGAGGGGGCUAUGGUCUCCAGAGGAAGAUGAAAAACUCAUCAACUACAUCACAACACAUAGCCAUGGCUGCUGGAGCUCAGUUCCUAAACUUGCAGGCCUUCAGAGAUGUGGAAAGAGUUGUAGACUGAGAUGGAUAAAUUAUCUGAGACCUGACUUAAAACGUGGGAGCUUCUCUCCCCAAGAAGCUGCACUCAUUAUUGAACUCCAUAGCAUUCUAGGCAACAGAUGGGCUCAGAUAGCCAAGCACCUGCCAGGAAGAACAGAUAAUGAAGUGAAGAACUUUUGGAACUCGAGCAUAAAAAAGAAGCUCAUUUCGCAUGAAGUUAUUCCUGCAUUUGCGACCUUUUCUAAUGAUCAUAUUCACAACCCUAGUGGUCAUGGCUCUGAGGAAGGUUUCUUCACUCUCAAUACAAACCCUAAUUUGGGUUCUCAACCACAAGAUCAGCUAUACCUCCCCAUUGUUCCAUCACCAAUGCCAUCACUAGGUCUCAAUUAUCAUGGUGAUUUUAAUAACAUUCUCAAGUUAGACCAGACCAAUUACGCUUCCAAUUUCGUCGAUUGUUUUUUGCCUCCCUUCCAAUUACCAUCAAAUAAUUCAUCCUCAUAUGAGUCCUCAUCAUGGUCCGCAGGAUAUCAACCCCAACCCCAAUUUGAUCCAAAUAUUCAGCAAGUUCAAAAUUUCAGCAUCAAUGAAGCUGCAGCUGCUCAAUAUAAUAAUAUUGGUAAUGAGCUCAUGGUUCCAAUUAGUAUGGCAUCGUCAGCAUCAGUCACUUAUGAAAAUCCUUUUAUUUUAGCCACCGUGCCUAAAUUUUGUGAGAUCAUUGAUGGUAAUGUUUGUAGAAUGCCAAUAUUAUACCCAUCUGAUCUAGAAGAACUUGAUUCACUUGCCAAAUUAUCAUGCUUUACAUCUAGUCAUGGAUCUCACCCUCAAGAUCUUCAAUUUCCAUCCAAUCAAUUAGAGUGCAUUGAUGCCAUCAUAUCAUUGUUGCCAUCAUCUUCAUCAUCGUCAUCGCCUUCAUCGGCAUCUCCAUCCUUGUUACCAUUAUCAAGCAACCAAUUCGACACAAACUUUAACGCUCAUUGAAGCUGCUUGGAAUCCUAGCUAUUAGACAUGAUCUAAAUUUGCGAAUUAGGUAUUUUGUAUGGUUGGAUUCAAUAUUCAUAGAAUGAAAAUUGCAUAUAUUUGUAUCUUGACAUUUGCAUAAGGUGACGCUAUUCCCAUUACUAGAAAACCUAAAUGUUGCUAGUUCGCGCUCCCUAGGAAGUGAUGUUUGUUGAGACACCAUAUGUUUCUCUCUCUUUUCACAUGUUGCUCACUUUAUUAUACUCUGGUCAAAGUACUCUCUAUUUGAAUAUCUUUUAUAUUGUACUCU